AUGGAUGGUUGCGAGGAGAAGCCGCGCAAUCGAACCUUACUCUCAAGAGCUCUAGGAAUACGCAAAGAGCCCAGAGCACUCGAAUCCACUGCUAUCUGUACACAAUACUCGAAUCAGUACGGUUUUCUCGCCGUACCACUCAAAACUACAAACGAUGUGGACCUAGUGAAACCCUUGACGAUAUUUUUCACCACGCUAUUCAAAGGAUCGUCUCCAAAUGCACAAGUGUUGAGGGAAGCUAUUGAGGCCUUCAACCGGCUUCGCUCACGAGCAUGCUGCCAAAUGUCUCAAAACAACCAGUUACUAGCAAGUUCAUUGGCAGAAUACUACGAUCAACUGACAGUAUUUGAAAAGAGACUCGAGCAUUGUUCGGCCCAGCACCUCGAAGACGCGCAAAACUCGGUGUCAAACACAUUCCUCGAGCGAGCUUCAGUACUGUUUAACUACGGUGCUGUUCUUUCUGAAACGGCCGCUUCUCAAACGUUUCUUACCGAUGAUGAGACAAAAACCGCCGCAAAACUAUUCCAGCAAAGUGCAGGAGUGUUCGCUCAUCUACGAGAUUUAAUGCAGCUUUCGGUACCGAAGGGUUACACAACUGAUCUAAUGCCCAGUACAUUAAUGGCGUUGUCAAGUAUCAUGCUAGCACAGGCCCAGGAAGCUUUCUAUAGGAAGGCCUACUCAGAGAAAAUGAACCCGUCGGCUUUGGUCAAGAUUGCCGUACAGACCGGAGAUUUCUACUCAGAAGCCAGCAAGUUAAUGGAUAUUUCGAAGGGUUACUGGAAGAAGGACUGGUUAAACGUCAUUUCUGGGAAAGCAAUGGGAUUUCAAGCGAUUGCAGAGUUUCAUCAAGCACAGGUUCAUUGGGAACGUCACGAAGUCGGUGAACGUUUGGCCCGACUAAAACAUGCCUUUGAUCUUGUAGAAAAGAUGAAGAGACGUCUACAUCCGGCCUGCUUCCGAGAGCAAAUAUCGGAAAUCGAAAGCGCUCACAAAUCUGCCACAAGUGAUAAUCGUCUCAUUGUGGGUUGA
Molecule: messenger RNA, 1029 nt
Organism: Cooperia oncophora
Lineage: Eukaryota; Metazoa; Nematoda; Chromadorea; Rhabditida; Trichostrongylidae
Source: the annotation of a GenBank genome assembly